AUGGAGAAAGAUAAAGUGAAGGGGAAACAAUACAUCUGGGGAACACUAAUAGACUUUGACAAGACUGUAGCAGAUAUUAAAGAGCUAAUUAAAACUGCGAAAUACACCGCACUUCUUCCUCGAGCGACCGAAGAUGGGUAUAUAGAUAUCGACUUGAAUGAUGUCAAGACUCAAAAUUCGAUGCUUCACAAGUGUAUUAUAGAGUACCCGACACAACUUUUACACAUCAUGGAUGAAGUCGUCACCGAGAUUUGUGAUAUAUCCGUCCAAGUCAGAGUUUUCAAUUUGCCACUGACUAAGAGGAUACGAGGACUUUCACCAAGCGACAUUGAACGACUUGUUACCAUUCGAGGGAUGGUGACUCGAGUAUCCAAUUUGAUUCCGUCCAUGAAGAUCGGUGUCUUCAUAUGUACUAGCUGCCAUUAUGUGAAAGAAAUAGAUGUGGAUUUAAGAGGGACUUUGACCAUUCCAUCAAAGUGUGAGAAUUGUAAGAAGAGUAACACCCUCCAAAUCGACCACACACGAUCGGAGUUCAUAGACAAGCAGAUCAUUCGAGUGCAAGAAGCGCCGGAGUCUAUGCCCCCCGGAGAGACUCCACAAACUCUUCAUUUACUUGCCUUUGAUUUAUUAGUCGACUCUGCAAAGCCCGGGGAUCGUGUAGAAAUCACUGGCGUUUACCGAGCCGAUGCAAUCAAAAUUGGAAUCUCUCAAAGAACGGUGAGGGCGGUGUUUAACUCGUACAUUGACAUCGUCCACGUCAAGAAGUACACAAAACAGAAUGUCGUGGACGUCGACUUCCCAUCACUCAUAACACCAAAUUGGUAUGAGAAGUUGGUCCAUUCACUCGCGCCGUCUAUCACAGAGAUGGACGACGUCAAAAAGGGGCUUUUAUGUCAGCUCUUUGGGGGGACUCGAAAGGUCUUAAACGACCAACAAAAGCUUCGUGGGGAUAUCAACGUCUUACUUGUUGGCGAUCCUGGGACUUCGAAGUCGCAAUUACUGACUUUCAUCCACAAAGUAGCGCCGCGAGGAAUGUACACGAGUGGGAGAGGGUCAUCUGCUGUUGGGUUGACUGCGUUUGUAGGGAAGAGUGAAGAUGGAGGAACUGUGUUGGAGAGUGGAGCGCUUGUGAUGAGUGACAAAGGGUUGUGUUGUAUUGAUGAGUUUGAUAAGAUGACGGAGAUGACGCGGAGUGUGUUACAUGAAGUGAUGGAGCAACAAACAAUUUCAGUAGCGAAGAGUGGGAUUGUGUGUUCCUUAAAUGCACGGACGGCGAUUUUGGCGUCUGCCAAUCCGAAAGAGUCGAGGUACAAUCCAAAGUUGAAUAUAUUAGAAAAUAUACAGAUGCCACCUUCCCUCUUGUCACGAUUUGACUUGAUUUAUUUGAUAUUGGAUCGACCGGAUUUGGAGCGAGACAAACGACUUGCACGACAUAUCAUUUCACUCUAUUGGGGGGAGGAGAAAGUGACCAACACGUUGGACAUCCCCACAUUCUCUGCAUUUGUGAAAUACGCACGGAAGAAUUGUAAGCCAGUCUUGUCACAAGAAGCCGGCGAGACUCUUGUGGAGGGGUAUUUACAGAUGCGAAAAAUAGGGUCUGAAAAUAAGACGAAGAAGACGGUGUCUGCAACAACACGGCAAUUGGAGUCACUGAUUCGAAUAUCAGAGGCUAGAGCUAAAAUGGAACUCCGUCCUUUGAUCUCUGUGGAUGACGCUAAAGAGGCAAUUCGACUGGUUAAGACUGCAAUCUUACAAGCAGCAACAGACCCAUUGACUGGACUUGUUGACUAUGAUUUAUUAGCGACGGAAGGUGCGCCACAAGUAGCAGAAGAGAAGGAGAGGCCUCUAUAA
Molecule: messenger RNA, 1851 nt
Organism: Entamoeba invadens IP1
Lineage: Eukaryota; Evosea; Mastigamoebida; Endamoebidae
Product: DNA replication licensing factor mcm4-B, putative
Exons: 2
Coding region: 1-1851 (616 amino acids)
Biological process (GO): DNA strand elongation involved in DNA replication; double-strand break repair via break-induced replication; mitotic DNA replication initiation
Cellular component (GO): MCM complex; nucleus
Molecular function (GO): single-stranded DNA helicase activity; ATP binding; single-stranded DNA binding
Source: RefSeq, a predicted model, not a curated record